Messenger RNA from Vombatus ursinus (common wombat), 7114 nucleotides. RefSeq names its product zinc finger CCHC-type containing 14 (gene ZCCHC14). The coding region runs from base 356 to 3196 and encodes 946 amino acids. The transcript has 13 exons. Gene Ontology annotation, molecular function: protein binding; nucleic acid binding; phosphatidylinositol binding. NCBI's taxonomy places the organism in Eukaryota, Metazoa, Chordata, Mammalia, Diprotodontia, Vombatidae. The record is from RefSeq and is a predicted model, not a curated record.
GCUGCCCUCCCCGCAGCGGGUGGAGUUCCUCUGCGGCCUCCUGGACCUGUGCAUCCCGCUCGAGCUGCGCUUCCUGGGCUCGUGCCUCGAGGACCUGGCCCGCAAAGACUACCACUCGCUGCGGGACUCGGAGAUCAAGGCCAACAACCCAGCCGACCUGGGCAGCCUGACGAACUUGACGGACGAGGUGGUGCGCAGCAAGCUGCUGGUGUCGCUGGCGCUGCUGGGCUCGGAGCAGCGCGAGGCGGCCGGGGUGCUGUACCGCACGCUCACGCACAUCGACUCCAUCAUCCACAACUACGGGCUGCAGCUCAACGAGGGCCGCACGGGCGAUGAGUUCCUGCUGCUCUUCACCAUGGCCUCCAACCACCCGGCCUUCAGCUUCCACCAGAAGCAGGUGCUGCGCCAGGAGCUCACGCAGAUCCAGAGCAGCCUGAGCGGCGGCCCGGGCGGCAACAGCGGCAAGAGCUCCCCGGGCCACGGCAGCCCGCUGCCCACCUGUCCAGCUUGUCACAAGGUCACCCCAAGAGCAGAGACCCCUAUAAAUAGUGUUGGUAACAGUUUGGAAAAUGCACUACAUACAUCAGCACAUUCCAUUGAGGAGUCUUUACCCAAGAGGCCUUCAGGAAAGCACUCUAAAGUGAGUGUUGAAAAGAUAGAACUGAAGGGAUUAUCGCAUAAGAAAAAUGAACGUAAUGUUGAAUGUUCCUUUGAGGUCUUGUGGUCUGAUUCUUCAAUAACAUCACUAACCAAAUCUUCCAUUGAAGUGACUGAAUUUAUUUCCAAGUUAUCUCAGCUAUACCCUGAAGAAAACUUGGAGAAAUUCAUUCCUUGCCUAUCUGGUCCAGAUUCAUUUUACCUGGAGAGAAACCACAUGGACCUGGAAUCGGACCUUAGGUAUUUGGCCUCAUUACCUUCUCACAUAUUGAAAAAUGACCAUGUUAAGAAAUUUUUCAGCACUUCAACUCCUACUCAACAGCUUCAAAGUCCAAGUCCUGGCACCCCUUCCCUUUCCAAAGUAGGUACUAUGAUGGGAGCAUCUGGAAGACCUGUGUGUGGAGUAGCUGGCAUUCAGUCUUCUCAGAACAGUACUCAGCAUCACAUACAGCACUCUGCCAGUGCAGCUGUCGCACUGCCCCACUGCUCUCAUUCAGGGAGUACUGGCUCAUCAUUGACCUACCGCACCCAGAUGGACACCUCUUCCCCCAUAUUAAUGUCUUCCAGUCUUCAAACCCCUCAGACCCAGGAACAAAAUGGGAUUUUAGACUGGCUCAGGAAAUUGCGUUUGCACAAAUACUAUCCUGUUUUCAAACAACUCACAAUGGAGAAGUUUUUGAGCCUGACUGAGGAAGAUCUGAAUAAAUUUGAAUCUCUGACAAUGGGCGCAAAGAAGAAGCUUAAGACUCAGCUGGAGCUAGAAAAGGAAAAGUCAGAAAAACGGUGCCUGAAUCCCUCAACACCAUCUUCAGUUACCAAUAGUGGUGUAGCCAGAGUUCCUCCUACUAGCCAUGUAGGUCCCAUACAAACCAUCCGUGGAAACCAUGCUGCAGAGCUGCGUGUGGAUGUGGAACAGCCAGCUCAUCAGAUGCCCCGAGAAGGUAGCUCUUCAGAGUAUUCUAGUUCCUCUUCUAGCCCAAUGGGGAUCCAGGCUCGGGAAGAAAGCUCUGACAGUGCUGAGGAAAAUGAGAGACGUUUAGAAAUUCACUUGGAGGGUUCAGAUAAGGAGAAGCCAGUAAUGUUACUGAAUCAUUUCACUUCAAGUUCAGCCAGACCCACAGCUCAGGUUCUACCAGUGCAGAAUGAUGCAGGCUCAAACCCAUCCAGCCACCAUCCCCUGCCAGCACAAAUGAUGACAGCAGCUGCCUCUCACAUAGCUCCUAUUCGAAUGCUAAAUUCAGUACACAAAUCAGAACGAGGAAACACAGACAUGAAGCUUCUUUCAUCUUCUAUGCACUCACUCUUGUCUCUCGAAGAAAGGAAUAAAAUUGCAUCUGGACCAAGAGGCAGCAUUAAAGUGGAAAAGGGUUUUGGAAAUACAAUGAUGGAAGUCUUACCUGCAUCCUCUCCUCACCAGCCCAUGCAAGUCCUUUCUGGGAUUCCUGAAAGCAGUUCAGUAUCACCCACAGUUUCCUUUGGUCCUCGGACCAAAGUUGUCCACGCUUCCACUCUGGACAGAGUGAUAAAAACAGCCCAGCAGCCAGCGUUAGUUGUGGAAACGAGUACUGCCGCUACUGUCACGUCUAGCACUGUCUUCCACGUGGCUCGCCCACCAAUAAAACUUCUGGUCUCUUCGUCUGUUCCUGCUGAUUCUGCAAUUUCUGGACAAACAUCCUGCUCAAAUAACGUGCAGAUAAGCGUGCCCCCGGCAAUAAUAAACCCCAGGACUGCCCUGUACACAGCCAACACCAAAGUGGCCUUUUCUGCAAUGAGCAGCAUGCCAGUGGCCCCGAUGCAAGGCAGCUUUUGUGCAAACGGCAACACUGCCUCUUCCAACAGCCACCCAUCGACAUCAUUUGCAAACAUGGCAAAUAUAACCAGCUGCCCUGCCCCCAGUUCUAGCCCCACACUUUCCUCUGUUACAGAAAACAAUUUCUAUAGCAGCAGCAGCAGCAGCAGUAACAGCAGUAGUGGCUCCACAGGAACCAUCCCUGUACCAAAUCAGAACCAUCACCACCACCACCACCAUCAGCAGCAGCAGCAGCAGCAGCAGCCGCCGCCGCCGCCGCCACCCCAGCAGCAGCAGCCUCCAGGGUGCAUCGUGUGUACUUCCUGUGGAUGUAGUGGAAAUUGUGGUUCAAGUGGUAUGACAGUCAGUUAUGCUAACUAUUUCCAGCACCCAUUUUCAGGACCUUCAAUGUUUACUUUCCCCUUUCUGCCCUUCAACCCCCUAUGCAGCAAUGGCUACAUCAACACACAGCAGUACAGCAGCGGCACAACUUUCCCAGUAGUUCAUUCUCCUUAUAACAGUAACUUAACCCCAGACUCUGUCCUGAGUGGUCAGUCCACGUUUGCGGUUCCUCCAAUGCAGAACUUUAUGGCAGGGACAGCAGGGGUGUACCAAGCCCAAGGAAUGAUGGGAAAUAACAGUUCGGGCCACAAGAAAAGUGGAAACCUCUCUUGUUAUAACUGUGGGGCCACCGGUCACCGGGCUCAGGACUGCAAGCAGCCACCAAUGGAUUUCAAUCGUCAAGGCUGAAACAUAAUUCCAGGGCAGCUACGUGUGAUCUGAAUUGAGAGCCGGAGGUUGAAGUUUUCAAAGUGGAGUUUCGCCAGUCGGACUCUGACACCCCUGGGCUAGGUAAAAUGUCUACUUUUUUUUUUCCUAAAGUGGUCAGGCACUAAUCUCUGGGAUUUUUAAGGAUUGCACUACAGAAGAAUGUAAAAUGAUUUAAAAUCUCUGCAGUUCUGGUAGACAAUGUUAACUCGUUUUCUGAGACCAGUGCGAGAGACAGAGACGACCCACACUUAAAGAAUUGGCACCAGCAGGCUACAUGGCCGACUACACAAAUAAAGCAAUCUUAUUUUUUCCUUUCCCUCUGUAAAAUAUGUGUGGCAGUUUCAGUCCUUUUUCUGUUCAUAAAUGUACACUGUCAACACUUAUUAGGUAGAAACCGCUGACCAGCAGCAAAAUGAACUUAAUUUCUAAGGGUCCAACUCCCAGAGACGCCGGGGUCAUGAUGGCUCUGAGAACACCUAUUUUUUUUCCUAACACAUUAAACAUCGUUGAGUCCUGUUCCUAUUAGACGUGGACAACAUCUUUCAGAGACAUAUUAACUACACUACUUUUGUAAAUGAGUUUGAAACCAACCUGAUGCUGAACACUGUUAGCAGACUUGGCAAGCCGUUAUUUUAUGUAAUACUGACUUCUACCCCAAGGCUUACUGCUAAAGGAUUCAGAGGUGUUGAGACAGACAUUUCAACAAUAAUACAAUUUCAUAAUUAAUGAGCAAAAGACUUUAAAGUUUUCCUGUCAACCUCUUUUGUUACUUUUAGACUAGUUAAUUCUGUUCACUACCUAGAACUUGUCAUUUGAAUUGAUAAGACUUGGAAGGAGCCCCCACAAAACGCACCUAAUUUUGUCAAGGUGGAGAAGUACUAUAUUCACCAUGGAUUCCUAAAUUUUUAUCCAUUGGAAUAGUAGCACUUGGUUUGAAAGCCAGGGACUAGAGAACAAAGGUAACUUUCUGCUAAAAUAUGACUUAAAUGUUUAAAAACCUCUACCACCAUUAUGUACUUGAGAAGGCAAAGCAUUGUCAUCCAGGGGUUUUCUAUCAAAUAUUUGUGAAAAUUUCAAAAUGUUCAGCCCAUUCUGAAAUUGGGAUUUCAGCCUCAGGCCAAAAACAUAACACCAUAGAAUUGGUUCCAACGUAGAGGCAUUGUAAUAGGAAAUGGCAGUGAUACUACACUUGUUUCAGAUUUUUGGAGGUCAGUUUCCCAGCUUCAUGGAAACCAAAGCAAAAAGGUUGUGUUAUUUGAAUCUGUGAAAAAAAAUAGUACAUACGAGAUUUUAAUUUCUUAUUUCUAUGCAAUGUAGAAGCUACAGACCUCUGUAUUUUCAGCUCUGUUUAUGCUAAACCGUAUUACAGUAUUGAAUUGUGAUGUUUGCUAAUGAUUUUGAGGAUGUUUCAUUGGAUCUCUUGGGAAACUAUAAAACUUAAACAUGAGAGUGAUGAGAACUGACACUUUGCCUUAAAGAGUUCUAGACAGUAGGAACAACUUGUCAUGUUAUAUAUACUAUCUAUGUUAAAGGAAGACAGAAGAGUUUUCAAUGAUGUUUACGAUUUUAAUAUUUUUGAGGGCCUUGUAUGGUGGCCUGGAUGUGUGCUGGAAGCCAAAUUUUUUAACAUUUUUGGUUUUUUAAAUAAAUUCUUCAAGUUUCAAUUGCAUUUAAGUAAACCCUAUUUUCAACAGUGUCAUUGUUGGAAACUGUCUCAAAUAGCAAAAAAAAAAAAGUUAAUUUAUAUAAGUUGUAUUUUUAAUGGACGGUAUUGAGGAGUUAAAUGUCUGUUACCAUUCUGACUUGUUUGGUCCAUAUUAACCGAUAUAUUUAAGUAUUUUUAUUCAGUUCUUUAAAAAAUUAAAACAAACAAAAAGUAUUUGAUUUGCAAAUAUAAAAUUCAGAAGUUGAGCAGCUCAUAUUGUUCUGACAGUUUUCCAAAUUGGUUCAAUAGCAGCUAUGUUAAAAGAAAAUCUUGUGUUUGAAAAUGGGUUUACAGUACAUUGUGUCCGAUGAAGACAUUUUAAGUUUAGGAAAAUUUCAGGAGUAAAAACAGAAAGAACUCUUAAUGCAGAAAUGGUUAAAAUACCAGUAUUUGAGCUUUCCCAAAGCAGAUUACCGUAUUUUAUGGCUUCAGAGUAUUUGCCAGCAGUAUUACGAUUGAUUUCUAUCAAGAAGCCAAAAACAGAUAAGCCCAUACAGCAUUUUUACAUUUCAUUAGAAGUCUUAUUUACUUAUUUAGGCACAGAUCAUCUUUAACCCUUUCAAGUUCUUAGUAUCUUGCUUUAAAUUGUGGUCUCAAUCUCAGAGUGGCUGAAACAACCAGGUAGGUAGUGGUAAUGCCCACUUCUUUGUGUAUGUCUGUCAUGUAUUAAAGAAGCUUCAAGCACCACUACCCUACUCCACCCCAUCCUGACCCUUUUCUGCUCCAACAGGCAAGGGGGGUUGGGGGGUAGUGGAAUGUACAGGUUGAAGUAGAAUACAGUGUGGGAUAAAACAACUAUUUAAAUACUUUUUUUUAAAGGAAGAACAGUUAACUACCUUAUGUUCUAACUUUAAAUUCACUGUAGUAUAGAAAACUGGAAAGUGUUAAAACCUUCUAGUUAUUGAGGAGUACUAAGUACAUGGGAGCUAGCACUUCUAUAAAAGAAGAAAAAACUUAUAAUUAGAAAUAUUGGGAAUAAAACCAGCAUUGUCUGUAACCUACAAAAGAUUCUAGGAGUCAGAAUGUUAAUAGAAGGCAAUAGGUUCAGUAUUUUUUAUUAAAUAUUUAGAACUCUAGAUCCUUUAUUGCAAGAGGUCAACAUGGUUCAUUUACACUACAAAUUGUAUGUAUUGAGGCACAGUAGUAGUGACUUUACCAAAAUAUCACUCAGCUAUAUCAAGUCAUUAAUCUUUCUGAGCACAGUAUAUAGGCUUCCAAUCUUCAUUUUUUAUAACGUAGUGGAUUACUAUCAAGCACCUGCCAAAAAUUUGGUUGUGAAUAGUUCCCUGCCAUUUUGUUGUCAUUGCUGAUGCAUAAGUGGCUUUUUUUUUUGGCCUUGUUAGUUCUACAUACUGAUAUAACUGGUGCCAUUAAUAUGUUGGAAAGUCUUAAUUACUAGGGGGAAAUACCCCUAACUCAACUUUCACCAAGAAAAAUAAUCCUUGUUGCAUAAGUGAGUUUUGUUGUCCAUAGUUGUUCACUGUGGAUUAGUCCCAAAGAACAAAUCAAAGAGUUUACAUUGAAAGCCAUGGAUUCUGAAGGAAGGCUUAAUUGUUUAAAAACAAAAUCCCAAGGGUCUUAAUGAACACGAGCAUAUUGAACUGUUCAACACUUGCAAUAUUCAUAUAUAUGUAUAUAUGUACACACACGUGUGUGUGUGUGUGUAUAUAUAUGUAUAUAUACUGUGCUGGUUGAGGCCAAAGGUAAACGUUACUACAAUAUUAACUUUGAGGGAGUGGGGGCAAAGGUAAUCAAUCCCCAGAUAUAACCACAUAAAAACGUGUAUUGUUAACAGCCCUCAUCAAAUUUUCUACAUGUUUAUAAGUUCAUACACAAAUAGCAAAAGGUAUUUGGUACUGAAUGUGAAAGCAAACCUUAUGUACUCAAGUACAAGUUCAACUUCAGACUCUCGGACAUAAUUUUAUGUUAGGAAUGAAGGAAAAUUAUCCCAUUUUUGAGCCAUUAUUUUGUCACAAUUCUACAAAAUGCAUGUAACUUUAUAAAUAUUUUUUAAAAAUAUAGUUUUGUAAAUAUUUAAUAUUCAGCUAAUUUGAUUUUGAAUUGUAAAUGUCAAGUAUUCUGUUAUUGGGGUUUUUAUGUUUUAUUAUACUUUGUUAAAAAGGAAAAAUUGUACAUUUUUAGAAUGUUUUUAUGAGUAAAUUUAAUGUACUGAAAAUAAAAAUUAAAAACAG